Molecule: messenger RNA, 3633 nt
Organism: Styela clava
Lineage: Eukaryota; Metazoa; Chordata; Ascidiacea; Stolidobranchia; Styelidae
Product: insulin-degrading enzyme-like
Biological process (GO): peptide catabolic process
Cellular component (GO): peroxisomal matrix; cytosol; mitochondrion
Molecular function (GO): metalloendopeptidase activity; metal ion binding
Source: RefSeq, a predicted model, not a curated record
UCACUAUAGUCACUUUGAUAGAAUUCAGCCUGGCACUGCAUUACAGCAAUAGUCACAACAUUGCAUCGUUGUGCAGUUGUAACGUUGAGCCUAAGACAGGCAAAUACUGCAGUACUGAACUUUGGCUUUAUGCUUCGUCGAAAAGUUCUCGUAAUUAUCACUGAUACCAUUUGUACAAGAUUAUCACAUCCGAGUUCAACUCUUGGCGUCCAGUGCAGACUAUUCAGCAGUUCUCUGAACAAAAUGGUUGCCACUCAAGAAAAUAGUAAAGUUAUCUCAAGAACUUACGAAAACGUUCAAAAAUCCGAGAAUGAUGAUCGUAAGUAUAAAGGACUAAUUUUGAGCAACGGUCUCAAAAUAUUACUCAUUAGCGACCCUAAUACUGACAAAGCAGCUGCAGCAUUGGAUGUUAAUGUAGGAUAUGCUUCAGAUCCAAGUGAUUUACCAGGACUAGCUCAUUUUUGUGAACACAUGUUAUUUCUUGGAACAAAGAAAUAUCCAAAUGAAGAUGAAUACCAUAAGUAUAUAAAUCAACAUGGAGGUUCCUGCAAUGCAUAUACAAGCACUGAUCAUACAAAUUAUUAUUUUGAUGUCGGUCAUGAACAUCUGAAGGGAGCUUUAGACAGGUUUUCUCAGUUUUUUAUUGAUCCACUUUUCGAUGUUUGCUGUUCUGAUCGUGAAGUCAAUGCAGUACAUUCUGAACAUGAGAAAAAUAUAAUGUCGGAUGCAUGGAGAUUACAAAUGUUAGAUAAAACCACUUGUGAUCAGGAUCAUGUCUUCUCCAAAUUUGGAACAGGUAACAAGGAAACGCUUGAUUCUUUACCAAAGCAAAAAGGACUUAAUGUCAGGGACGAACUGUUGAAAUUUCACGAAAAGUUUUACUCUUCGAAUAUAAUGGGUUUGUCGAUGAUCGGGAGGGAAUCUUUGGAUGAAUUAACAGAGAUUGCAAUGGAUUUGUUUUCAAGCGUGGUUAACAAAGAUGUAAAAGUACCAGUUUAUCAAGAGUCACCUUACAGGAAAGAAGACAUGGAAAAACGUUGUAACUCAGUUCCAGUGAAAGAUAUCAGAAAUCUUAUCGUUACUUUUCCGAUUCCUGAUUUACAAGAAUAUUAUGAUUCAAAUCCGGGUUCGUAUCUUGGACACUUGAUUGGCCAUGAAGGACCCGGCAGUUUACUCUCAGAACUUAAGAAUCGAGGAUGGGUGAAUUCACUUGUUGCAGGGCAAAAGGGGGGAUCGAGAGGAUUCGACUUCUUUCUCAUUCAAGUGGAUUUGACAGAAACUGGAAUGGAUCAUGUUGAAGACAUUAUCCAAAUCAUGUUUCAAUAUAUCAAACUGUUAAAAAGUGUCGGUCAUCAGGAUUGGAUUCAUCAUGAAAUAAGAGACAUAAGCGCUAUUAGUUUUAGAUUCAAAGAUAAAGAAAAGCCCUCAAGUUAUGUGUCGAAGGUAUCACAAGCACUUCAUUAUUUUCCUCUUGAUAAAGUAUUAUCUGCUGGGAAUAUAUUGACUGGAAGUAGACCAGAUGUUGUUCAAGAUAUAUUAGAAAGAUUGAAUGCUGAUAACAUGAAGGUUGACGUCGUGGCAAAAGCUUUUGACGGGUCAGCUGAUUUAUCUGAAAAAUGGUAUGGUACAAAGUAUGCUCUUGUUCCUAUUACGAAUGAAACAAAAGAAAAAUGGAAUAAUGUUGAACUCAAUGACAAGCUCAGACUUCCUGAACCCAAUGAAUUCAUUCCGUCUUCUUUGAGUCAAAAAUUGGUUCCAGAAUCAAAUCCAGAAUUGCCAAAGUUGAUAAAGAUGGACAAUUUUUCAAAAGUUUGGUUUAAACAAGAUUCCACGUUCAAUCUACCGAAAGCUACAAUAUCUGUCGAUUUCUAUAGUCCUUAUGCUUAUGUUGAUCCACAUCAUUAUAAUAUGGUUCAUUUGUUUGUUGAUUUGUUUGUUGAUGCCUUGAAUGAAUAUUCUUAUGCGGCAGAAAUCGCUGGACUUGGAUUUAAACUCAGUAACACGGUAUAUGGAAUGUGUUUAACUAUCGAUGGUUACGAAGACAAGCAGAUGGUUCUUCUUGAAAAAAUAUUAACAAGAUUGACAAACUUUGCUAUAGAUCCACAGAGAUUCACUAUUUUAAAAGAAUUGUAUCAACGAGCGCUUCAGAACUUUCAUGCUGAUCAGCCAUACAAUCAUUCUGCUUAUUAUUGUCAAGUGCUUAGGUCUGAGGUGGUUUGGACAAAAACUAAAUUAUAUGAGGCAUUGCCAGAACUUACAUUGGAAAGCGUGUCUGAGUUCAUUCCAACUUUUUUGUCAUAUCUUCAUUUUGAAUCACUAAUGCACGGAAAUCUAACAAAAAAAGAUGCCUCAAAUAUAACAUCUUUCAUUGAGAAAACCCUGAAAGAAAAUACAUUGACACGUCCGCUAUUGCCCUCACAGUUGGUUCGAUAUCGGGAUAUAGAACUUCCACCAAAAUCUGCAUAUGUAUACAAGUACCAUCAUGAAGUUCGAGAUAAUUCAGCGAUCCAGUUAUAUUUACAAGUUGGGUUACAAAAUACGAGAGAUAACUGUCUACUCGACCUCACUUCACAGAUGAUAUCAGAACCCUUUUUCAAUAUUCUGAGAACAAAGGAACAGCUAGGAUAUGUUGUACAUUGCAGUGUAACAAGAAGUAACAGUACUCAAGGCAUUAGGUUCAUCGUACAAUCUGAAAAAUCACCCAAUUAUUUGGAAGCAAGAAUAGAAGCAUUUAUUAAUCAUGUAGAGACUAUGUUCAGUGAAAUGGAUGAAUCGGAAUUUAAUAGACAUAAAGCAGCAUUAAAAGCAAGAAGAUUGGAGAAACCUAAGAAAUUGAAAGCACAAACUUUGAAAUAUUGGGGAGAAAUAUUAUCUCAGCAGUACAUGUUUGAAAGAGAUCAAAUUGAGAUGAGUUAUCUGGAUAAUGUUAAAAAGGAAGACGUGGUAACUUUUUACAAAGAUUUCUUACAUAUUAAUGGAGGGAAAAGGGCCAAACUUUCUACAUAUAUCAUAGGAAAAUCCAAUGUUGAAUGUCCUGUGGUAAUUAAUGUUGAAGAACACAAUAAAGCAAUUGAUGAUUGCUUGCUGAAAUGUCCGCAACUCCCUGCGUCACACAUAAUAGAAGAUGUGUCACGUUUCAAGCAGAAGAUGUCACUGUAUCCCAGAUGUGAACCAUACAUUGAUCUUGCUGGAGCAACCUUAUAAAAUUAUCAUUCUUUUGUUACUUGAUUGUACCAUGAAUCCAUGUUAUGCAUAUGGAAGAUAUUAAAUCUCCACUUAAGUGUCUGCGGCAUAUUGCCCAGGGGAUCAAAGACGAUUUAUAGUUAUAAUUACCUAAUAGAGGGAGGUUAUGUAUUAAUUGGAUAAGCAUAUGUUGACCAAUUUUCAUCACAGAUAGUCCUUCAACCAGAUGCCAUCAAAAUAUUUAGUGUUGUUCGCUUGUAUGUUCUUUAUAUGAAGUCGCUGUGUUUGAUGGGUGGACAACUCUUAAGUGCACUAUAUUUUUAUUUGUGUGUUUAAAACUUGACAUAUUAUGUCAUGGUAAAUUCUGUGCGAGCUCAUUUAUUAUAACAAUGAGAACCUGGACAUGUUUUUGUUGAAAAUUAAAUGUGGAAUAUAUAUACAAAUAAUAGC